AUGCCUGAUUCUACUUCAACCACUCAUACCAAUAACAAAAGAAAAAGACAAAUCCAUGAUUCCGAAAUUUCUCCUAUUGAUGACAAUUAUUCAACAUCAUCUAAAGAGAAUGUUGAUCUUUUGAAGAAAGAAAUUGCAGAACUCCAGCAGAAAUUAGCAGAAUCCAAUCGUAUGCAAAACUAUUUUGCUUCCGAAUCAGCCAAGAAAAGCAAGGAAAUAGAAGACUUGAAAAUGAAACUUGACUUUAAAACUGUAGAAUCAAAUCAAAAGUCCAAAUAUCUCAGUCAAAUAUUUAACGAUAUUGUUUCCCACUCCUCCAAAUAUGUAAAACCAGAAUAUGCUAUUAUGGAAACUUGUCAAUUGGUUGGAAAUGAUCGCAUUCCAGAAGAAUUUCAUUCAAAAGCACUCAACAAUGAAGAAAGCUUUUCCAUUGAAUUAAAUGGUAAAACAUUUACCUUAACUCCUCAACAAAGGGAAAAACUUGGUCAGAAAGAUUCUGGACAAGUAUUUGCAUUUGUAUUUUUUGAAUUACUAAAGAUGAAUAUCAAUUCUAAUAGUGAGAUACGAAAACCAGAAUUCAAAACAUCAAUUAUUGAUCAAUUAGUCAUAUAUAACAAAUACUUCCAAAGUAGACGUGAAUCAGCAGCAGUUAAGAACAAAGACCCUUUGUUAAAGGCAUACAGUAACUUUCUGAAUAUUCCAACAAGUAAGAAGCCUCUUCCGAAAUAUUUUGCAGAAUACGAUUCAAAAUACUACACCUCCAACAAUGUACAAUAA
This is a messenger RNA of Naegleria gruberi, 777 nucleotides long. RefSeq lists its product as uncharacterized. The coding region runs from base 1 to 777 and encodes 258 amino acids. The transcript has a single exon. NCBI's taxonomy places the organism in Eukaryota, Heterolobosea, Eutetramitea, Acrasida, Naegleriidae. The record is from RefSeq and is a predicted model, not a curated record.